AAACCCCAAACCCACUUACUGUAUUUCUAGCUAAUUUUAGCAUGAAGAAAGCAUAAAGAAAAAGAAAAGGCAUCUGGGUUUUAUCAAUCAUUCACUUUUAACCCAAUUUUCACAGAUCCACAGCACUAUAUUAAAUAGUUAUUAAACCCUUUAUUCUUGCAAAAAAUUACCAACUUUGCAAUUUAGCUUUCACUGUUUACUGUUAGCAGUAGACCUAAUUUGACACUUUUCUCAACAAAACAACUCUUGUGUAGCUGCAGCUUCAAAUCCACUGAAUUCAACACUUGGGUUGCUGCAGCUAUCUUUCAAGAAAGUUGAUUCUCACAUUUUGUCAAGUGGGUUUUCCAAAUUUGAAUUUAUAAUUAGAUAACAUUAGUUUCUUGAAAAAGUUUGUAUCUUGGGAUAUAUUGGUUGUGAUUGUGCUAUUUUGGGGAAGAUUUGAGUACCCAGUUGUGAUUUUUUUGAAAGAGUUUGUAUCUUUUUCAGUAAAUCUAUGUUUCUUGAUUCUAUCUUGGGAUAUUUUGCUUGGGCUUGUGCUAUUUAGGGAAAGAUUUGAGUGCCCAGUUGUGAUUUUUUGUUGUAAAUUGCAUUAGUUUAUCAAGUGGUUGGUUGAUUUUGGUAAAGAUGAUUCAGUUGUUAUAUUUGAUCCUUUUUGCUGAGGGGUUUGUGGCAUUGCUUUUAAUGGUUGAGAUUAGUCCCUUGAGGGAGCUAGUUAUGAAUGGAUUGGAUCAAGUAAAGAUGAGAAGGGGAACUGUCUUGACUAUUGCUGGUACAAUGCUUGUGAUUUUAUUCUCGAAUUCUAUCAGCAUUGUCAAGAUUCAGAAUAAAGGUGCCAAGGUUGGUACGAUGACACCAAUGGAUCAGGUACUUUGGAGAACUCACUUGCUAGAGGCUUCUCUUUUGGGGUUCGUAUUGUUUCUUGGCUUCUUAAUUGAGCGUAUGCACUAUCAUCUCCGGAAAUUCAUUGAUUUGCGCACUACGGUUCAAGAUUCUAGACAGAACGUUGAAAAACUAGAGAAAGAGCAGCUGCAACUUGAAGAAAAUGAACAGAAAGCAAAAGAAGCAACAAAGCUAAUGCAAAAAGAGGUUUCCGAAGCAAUGAGGAAGCUAGAUAAGGUUAAGUUGGAAUCAAAAGAGAAGGACACUCGGGUCGAGACAGCAGAAGGUCAUGUAGCUGCUCUCCAGAAACAAAUGGCCGAUCUACUCCUUGAAUAUGACAGACUGUUAGAAGAUAACCAAAAUCUUCAAGCCCAUGCUGCCGGGAAAUAGAAGCAGACUCUUUGGCAGUACAACAAUUCAAGUUUUGGAUCAUGUACUGGUCAAAUGUGCUAUAGACUCCUUUAGGUGUUGCUCAACCAUUUUUAUAAAAUAGGACGAGAAAGAGGUAAGGUCUUCAGCCAGAGUUGAGAUGGAAAAAGGGUUGACUCAUCAGCUAGUGUUGUUGAAAUUUUGUUAUUAUUUGUUGUUCAAAUGUUGGGAGUAUCUAUAUUUCAUUUUAGUAUCUCAGCCUGCUUUCCACCUUUGUCUCAUUUAUUUUUCUUACUUAAAGGGUGAUUUAAAUUUAUAACAGAAUUUACGGAUUUUGGGUUC
This is a messenger RNA of Daucus carota subsp. sativus, 1590 nucleotides long. RefSeq lists its product as uncharacterized. NCBI's taxonomy places the organism in Eukaryota, Viridiplantae, Streptophyta, Magnoliopsida, Apiales, Apiaceae. The coding region runs from base 625 to 1269 and encodes 214 amino acids. Gene Ontology annotation, biological process: intracellular protein transport; endoplasmic reticulum to Golgi vesicle-mediated transport. The transcript is spliced from 2 exons. Gene Ontology annotation, cellular component: endoplasmic reticulum; endoplasmic reticulum membrane. The record is from RefSeq and is a predicted model, not a curated record.